This is a messenger RNA of Exophiala bonariae, 495 nucleotides long. RefSeq lists its product as uncharacterized. Gene Ontology annotation, biological process: regulation of transcription by RNA polymerase II. Gene Ontology annotation, molecular function: DNA-binding transcription factor activity, RNA polymerase II-specific; protein dimerization activity; RNA polymerase II cis-regulatory region sequence-specific DNA binding. The transcript has a single exon. The record is from RefSeq and is a predicted model, not a curated record. NCBI's taxonomy places the organism in Eukaryota, Fungi, Ascomycota, Eurotiomycetes, Chaetothyriales, Herpotrichiellaceae. Bases 1 to 495 code for a protein of 164 amino acids.
AUGUCAAAUGAUGAUGGCGCCACGGCGUCGAAUGCCUCCACACCAUCAUCUUCUGCAGAAUCUGAAUCCAAGCAAGUUGCUGAUGCUUCGUCUGGCUCGGCAAAGAAAUCAAAAUCCACAAAGCCAAGAUUGACAGCGUCUCAAAAGAACUUCAAUCACAAAGAUGCAGAAAACAAGAGACGGACUGCUAUCCGUGAACGAUUUACUGAGCUAUCUCAGAUGGUGCCUGGAGCACAAGGUCAGGAACGGAGUGAACAGGUUAUGUUGGGCAAGACAACAGACUUCUUGAAGGACAUGCUCCAAGAGCAAAGACGACUGGAGGCUCUGGCUGACUCUCAGGGUAUUCCUCUUGAUGCUUCAACCCGAAUGCGAGAUGAUGAUUUGGGUGGUCCUAACUGGGUUCAGCCCAACAUGGCAGCAUAUGAAGCGAGUAAGCAGAAGAAGAUAGGUACCGAUUCGCAGAAUACAACAAAGGACGAAGAAGAGAAUGAUUGA